Monopterus albus (swamp eel) is the source of this 2839-nucleotide messenger RNA. It is a transcript of the gene scg2b, whose product is annotated as secretogranin II b. Gene Ontology annotation, cellular component: secretory granule. The coding region runs from base 160 to 1980 and encodes 606 amino acids. The transcript has 2 exons. The record is from RefSeq and is a predicted model, not a curated record. Lineage: Eukaryota; Metazoa; Chordata; Actinopteri; Synbranchiformes; Synbranchidae.
UGCGUGUGCUGUGCGAUGACGCGGUGGUCAGGUGUGGCCUCAUAUAACCACGGGAGCUGUCCAAGUGCUGAAAACAGAGAACAACAGCGCUGCAGAGGAGAUGCCAUACACCUUCACUGCUGUGUGAGCUUUAGUGCCAAAGGUAAUCAAUAGCCUAUAAUGCUGCAUUUCCACCACAAGUUGCCCGCGGGGGGAGCCGUGGUCCUGCUCGCCUUCCUCCUCCAUGGAUACGCCGUGCAAGCUGCGUCGCUCCCCCGCCACUACAGGCUCCGAGGCGGGGAGAGUGAGGGGCAGCCGGCUGCUUACCCACCCAGCUCCGACAUGAUCAAAGCCCUGGAGUAUAUCGAGAACCUGAAACAGCGGAAUGGGGGCCGACCUGAACCCGUGGAUUACGACGAAGUGGACAAGUUCAGGGUCCUGCUCCAGCUCGCCUCGCAGCAAGACGAGGGUCCCGGCGACCGCCAGCCUGCCCCGGGCAUGCAGAGGCAGGACAUUACCGCUGAGCAGCUGAUGAAAGCCUUGCUCAAAUCUCUGCAGGAUCAGACGGUGAAAGACGCGAAGCUCAGCUCCGCUGCGGCGCCCAGAAAUGAUCGCCGCACGCACAGGCACCGCACCAAAGACACUGAAGUCCCCGAAAGCGCACCGGCAGACUACGGUAAUUUCCCAAGACCUCACAAGAAAUACCCGCUGAUGUUUGAGGAUGAGGAGAAUACAGACGCUUCAAAGCGGGCCACAGAGGAUCUGGAUGAGCAGUACACACCCCAGAGCCUGGCCAAUUUACGCUCCAUCUUUGAAGAGCUCGGGCGGAUGCCCACAGUCGCCGGACAGAAGCGAGACGUGUUCGGGGACGAUGGUGAUGAGGAAGAAGACGGGUUCAGCCUGAGAAGCCAGGGCUACGAGGAUGUGGCCGGAGGAGAGGAGUGGGUCCCCGUGGAGGAGAGAGAAGAGACGGAGGAGAUGGUAAACGGGAGCCAAGAAGAAGUUGACAGGGCGCUGGGUGACCAGGAGGAAGCAGAGAAGGAGGAGGUGCGACGCCGGGCCAACCAGAACCAAGAGGAUGCCGAUGAUGACACUAAGCUGGUAGAUUACUACCUGUUAAAAGUCCUGGAGAUGACCGACCAGACACAGAAGAGGGAUAAGACCGGGGAGCAGAGAAAGAGACUGAUCCGCCCGUCCAUCGUAGAUCCCCGGACAGUGAAGGAGCUGCUGGAGCUUUCACUGAAGCUCCACGUCCCUCCACAGGACCUUAUCGAUAUGCUGCUCACACAGGAGCUCAGAAAACUCCACCGCGAUCCCCAAACUUCAGCUCGCUACACGACCGGCCAAACCCCUAAAAUCAGGUACUUCAACCGCAGACUACCACUAAAGAGCAAGACCGCCCCUGAGGACAUGGACAGAGAGGACUUCUUAGACAUCAUCGGAGUGGAAACUAUCAGUAACGAAUAUCCUGUUGUGCAAAGACCCCUGAAGACCUCUCCCUCCUCGGACAGAAUUCCCGUGGUGUCCAACCCUGCUGCAAAUGCAGGUCCAGUCAAAAUCCCUCCUUCCUCGGGACGCAGAGAGAAUCUCUUUUUAUCAGAGCUCAACAAAAUGCCCCUGAAACGCCAGACUGAUGGUGAUGAUGAUGAAGAUAAUGAUGGUGACGUGGAAGACGAGGUGACGACCUACCUGGCAGCCAAAAUUCUCACAGAGUACCCCAACACCAUCAGUAAGCGGGACACCCAGGCGCAGCUGAAGGGGCAGUUCCCCUAUGAGCUGUACGAGCGCGCCAUGAAGGACUACUUGGGGCAAGCGGAAAACACGGAGAAGAGGCCAGUGGCCAAGAGAGAAACCGAGAUGGCCACAGAGGAGAAAGCAAUGCCCUUAGAGAUGCAGGAGAAAGAGGAGGUUAUGGCCAAGACCUCGGCUCCGCGGACCGUGAACGACGAGGAGGAGGAGGAGGAGAAGGAGCACCGUGAAAAAACAGUGGCUGGGAUGUAGCCUGAUCCCCAGCAAGACGCACGAAGUUAUCAAUAUAGUAUUUAUACUGUUUAAAAAACAAAGUUUGGUGGACGUGAUCUAGUUUACAAAUUUCUAUUAUAUGAACUAUAGCUGGUAUUACUAAUAUCACCCUAGGGAAAAUGAACCAUCUUAAAUAAUUAAUACAUAAAGUCCCUACUUGCUGCAAGUACAUUUUAGAAAUAGUGGUAUCACAGGACAUUAAAGGCACAAAUGAAUAAAAGGUUAUCCUCCAAACACAUUGAGUGUCAACCUGUUGUCACUCUCUUACUGCCAAUUAUUAACUAAUCCCAUUACAAUAAAAUCCAAGAAAAUUUGUUUUGUGAUGUUGUUAAAGGUUUGUUUACUUUGUGUUUGUAAACAGCAGAACCUAUAUUUUUCACUUAUAAUCAAAAGGGUAAUGUUAAAAAAAUAAUAAUAAAAGAUUGUUUUUCAUCUAUGUCAAACUAUUCAAUUCCACAUGAAUAUACAUGUACGUUAUAAAGUAAAAUGCUGACUGGACCUUUACAAACAAACAUGCAGUAUAAAGACAGGAGUGCUUUAGCUAUAGCAUAUGGAGUUUUCAUUAGGGCAGUGUGCUGGGCUGAGAGCGAGUGUUGUUGUGACUCGUAAUAUAUUCAGGGUUAGUAGAUUUAUUGUUACUAUUAUAGAUAACUAUUUCCAAGUCUAAGUAUCAGACCAUUGCCUGCCUUCCAACCCUUUCAUACUGCGAAGCUCUGUAUCGUUAGCCUACUAGUAGUUGUGCUAUGUAUGCUCAUUUUUAAACCAUUUUGUACAUGUUCAAUAACGUGUGAUGAAUCACAGAUGAAUAAAGCAUCAGCUGUAUUAUUUUUCUUCUUUC